AUGAAUAAAUCAGAAUCGAAGAAUACACCUGGGAGGCUGUUUGACAGCAUCCUAUCUGAUGAUGAUGAUUUUAGAACAAGCUCUUCGUAUACCCACAGCUCAAAGAGCAACACACAUAUGAAUAAUGCCCCUGAGCAGAAACUUAAUGUAAAACAAAAUUCGAAUAUAAAUGACGACACCAGCUCACCUAAGCAACCAUUAAAUAGACACAAAGACCUAUAUUCUUCCGAAAUGCUACCCGGGUUAUUGCCACUGAAACAAUCAGAGACUACCACCGCUAAUGUUUCUACCGAUUUUCCACCACCAGAACCUGUUAAAAUAGAAAAACUGGUAUUUAUAACUGAUGAUCAUAUGGGGAUCUCUACCGUGGAUGCACUACCCAAUCAAACUACUGAUCCAGUCUCACAGCACUCUGAAUUGGUAAGUGAUGAAACGCUUUUCAAGGGAAUAUGUUUAGAUAUCCAUUCCCCAAACGUUGUGAGCUCCAAGGUCUUGCCUAUGCCGGAAAACCCAAGUGAACCUCCUAAGCUUAAAGAGGAGUCGAACUGCAAUUUGAGGGAUAGCGUCGCUCACGAUAGCAACGUGCCGGUUUUGAGCCCACCCGUGGAAAAUGAUUUCCACAACAUCCAACACAAUGUUGUGUGUGGGGAAAGGAGUAUUGACAACCUCGGAAAAUUACGGGAACAUCGCUUGGCGCCCAAUCCCGCUUUACAUUCUCUUGACCUUCUUCAACAGCGUCGAUAUGAAGAUCUGGCGCUGCAACACAGCCUAUCCCAACCUCAGAACAACAUUGAAAGGGGGUAUUCUAAUUUUGGUAACUCCAUCUAUUUUUCGGCGUAUAUUUUCCCGCGCUUGGACGCGUCUCUGGUGAAUCCCAAAACACAGUUUACGCGUGAAAAUCCACCCCCAAACUGCGUAGAAUUAUGUCUUGGCUUUCUGUUGAGAGCUGACCCCCGUUUGAUGGUUUACUUUGCGUUUCUCCUGGUUUCCAUGCUCUUAACUGUUAUUUCUCAGUUUACUCCUCAAAUCAUUAGCAUCAAUGAUAACUGCUACACCUAUUGGGGAUAUAAGAAGAACUGUGAGCAUACUAGCUUCACGGUGCCGGUGUUGCUGAUCGAAAAUAGAAGUGUCAAAAAUUUACUAUUUGUUGGUGGUAUAUUUUCAAUCAUUGCGUUGAUUCUUUAUUUAAUAGCACUCAUCGCUGUAUGGGUGUAUAUCUUUUGUAUUGACGAUCCGUUACGGGAUAUGCCAAAAAUUCUUCGAUGGAGAAUAGGUUGCUUCGGGUUUGCAGCCUUUAUAUUUCAUUUUGUUUCAUUCAUACUCAUCAUAGGUCUUUAUGCUCAAGAAUUCACUUUGAAGGAGACCGAUGACUCAUCCCUUGGCCUGGGCUUUGAUUUAUCCUUGGUGACAUCUCUUUUGCAUUCGCUAGGGUUAAUUUUAUUUAUCUUUGUACCAUAUUCUAAAAUACCUUUCGUAUAG
Phytomonas sp. Hart1 is the source of this 1479-nucleotide messenger RNA. The record is from the annotation of a GenBank genome assembly. Lineage: Eukaryota; Euglenozoa; Kinetoplastea; Trypanosomatida; Trypanosomatidae.